Molecule: messenger RNA, 309 nt
Organism: Pelobates cultripes (western spadefoot toad)
Lineage: Eukaryota; Metazoa; Chordata; Amphibia; Anura; Pelobatidae
Source: the annotation of a GenBank genome assembly
AUGAACGGCCGCAGGAAAGACCAGCUCCUGCAAACCACGAUCUACCAAGCCUGUAAACCGGGACUUUCAAUAAAAUACAGGACCAACAAUUGCGACUCUCGGUGUGCAAGGACCACCGGAGCCAAGGAGAGGCUUGCUCCUGGAAUUUUAGUCCCUCGGGGGAGAGGACUCUGCUGCAACGGCGGGACCUUACCCAGCAGUAAGUGGAGUGGACGGCCGCCGCUGCACUAUCCUGCCCAACGGAGCCCGACAGACAAGCUGAACUAUUGCGGACCCGGUCCCGAUAUAUAUUUGCCAAAUACAGAGUGA